AUGUCAAACGACAACGACUAUCACUCUGUACCAGUUGACGAGUCUAAAGAGACAAAAGAUGCCAACGCAGCUCCAGUAAAAACUGUCGAUGAUUUUCUAAAAAUGGGCAACUACUGCUUUUUGAUCCUACUAAUCUCUGAAUUCAUAUUACUGGGUGCUGCUGGCAAUAUGAUUUUCAUGAUUUUUGCUGCCAGCGCUCCACGUGUCUCCUGUCACGGUGCUAACUUUACUAUCAAAGAUGUAUGCAAAACUCAUAAAAAUUUGUCCGCCCUGAGCGAUUGUGAUCUGGAAAUACAGUACGAAUUUAAGUCCCUCAAUGUUGAGGUAAAAACCUGAAU
Molecule: messenger RNA, 338 nt
Organism: Strongylus vulgaris
Lineage: Eukaryota; Metazoa; Nematoda; Chromadorea; Rhabditida; Strongylidae
Source: the annotation of a GenBank genome assembly